Molecule: messenger RNA, 6588 nt
Organism: Manis javanica (Malayan pangolin)
Lineage: Eukaryota; Metazoa; Chordata; Mammalia; Pholidota; Manidae
Gene: HNF4A
Product: hepatocyte nuclear factor 4 alpha
Biological process (GO): regulation of DNA-templated transcription
Cellular component (GO): nucleus
Molecular function (GO): RNA polymerase II cis-regulatory region sequence-specific DNA binding; zinc ion binding; nuclear steroid receptor activity
Source: RefSeq, a predicted model, not a curated record
UAAUGAAGAGAAAUGAAAACAUAUGUCUACACAAAGACUUGCCCACAAAUAUACACAGCAGCUUAGUUCACCAUGGCCACAAACUGGAGAUAACUCCCACGUCUGAACAGGAGAGCAAAUUUUAGUAGAUCCACCCAAUGGAAUACUACUCAGCAAGGAAAAAGGACACGAACAUAGAUGAAUCUCUCAAGCAUGUUGAGCAAAUGAAGCCAGACACAAAAGAGUAAAUGCCAUUGGAUUCUAUUUCUAUGCAUUCUAGAACAGACAAACCUAAUCUAGAGUGACAGCAGAUCAGCAGUUGCAUAGAAUAGGAGGUGCUGGGGGACUGACUGCAGAGGAAUGAAGGGAACUUUUGGUGGUGAUGGAAAUGUUCUGUGUCUUAAUUAAGGACAUCAAAAAAGGGUACAUUUUAUUACAUGUAAAUUAUACCUCAAUAAAGUUGAUCUAAAAGUCUAAGGAGGGAGAGGCUGCAUAUAUAAGGGAAAUCACAUGUGGUCAUGUGGGGCUCCAAGUAGUAGGAAGGGCAGACGCCAGUGGGUGAGCAAAGUGCAAAGGCAGGUGGAUUCGGGUGGGGAGCUCAGGCAGGGCCAGGUUUAGGGCUUCUUUUCUCCAUGAAGAAGGUAAGGUCUCAUCCUCCUCAGGGUGAAAAUGGAAAGAGUUUGGGGAGAGAAAAGGUUUGAAAUAGCCGUAGAGAGCAGAAGAGCAAGGAGAAGAGAGGCGGGGCAGAAGUUUUUCAGUGGGGAGGGAUCUGUUGAAGGCAGUGAUCAUGAACCUAUGGUGGCCGCCAUCCGUCCUCUAAGUGAUUUUUCUGGCUGCCAGCAUGUAGGUGUGAAGACAGCAAAAUGCUUAGGUUCAUCCAGGCUCGGAUGUUCAUCAGGUGGUUGAAAGAAAGGAACUGAGAGAGAAGCAAGAGCAAAACAAAGAUAACAGACUGCGGCUUUCAACUGGGUGGGAGGAAGAGAAGACGGGAAAGUGAGGCAGGUCAGGUGAGAAGAGAAGGAACGAAGCCCUGGAAACAACCCCAGUGUCCAUCAGGAGGGGCCUGGAAGGCACCCUGAGGUGGCUGAGCAAGCGUCCUGGAAGGAAGAGACUGGACAGGGAGGCUUCUUAGCUCUCGUGAAUAAUUAGCUGUCUUAAAAGUGGAGCAACGUCAGCGGGAGCUAUUACUGUCAGGCGAUGGCAUGAUUUGCCAAAAUCUGUACCGCAAGACAAUGAUGGAGCUGGGCUUUGCUGACUCUGCCGAGUCCCCGGUUUUACUGCUUCUCUUUUGAGCACUUCAACAUGAUGAAGACCUUGAUUUGGGAAUCCCAAAUCAGGCCUCAAGAUCCAGCAUUGGGACAAGAGAAAUGGGACUGUUCCCCCAAAAGCCAGGCAGCAAGCGUCCAGUAUACAAGAGAGCUAAAAUGCAGGAUGGCUCUGAUGCAGAGACCAGAAUGCAGAUUUCAGCAGUGGGGUGGGGUGCCAGACAGAGAGCCUCUGGCCCAGGGGUUUGGAAUCAGGCCUGUGUUUCUCCAUCCCUCAUAACACUCACCAGUUGGUAAUCUUAUCUUUGAAUGGCAUCUUUAAUAUAAUCUGAUUAAUGACCAUCUGCCCCAUUAGUCCACAAGUUCCACAGGGGAUGGGGUGAUGUCUGCUUUGCUCACUUCUGUAUCAUUGGAGCCUAGCACAGGGCCUGGUAUACAGUAGGCGCUCAGUAAGUACGGUCCACCACCUUCCUCCUUUUCUCCUCUCCCUCUGCCUCCCACCUCAUGCCGCACCCAUUCUGCAGAGCCAUAAAACCCAACCCAGGUUGGACUCUCACCUCCCCAUCCCCUCCUGGCCAGUCCCUUACCUCAAGUUGUGGGUGUGUGUGGUGGGGGUGCUGGUGUCCCCUACAUCUAGCUCUAGGUGCCCCCAACUACAUGUAGGACUGGGGCCCUAGUGGACCUCGGAUCUGGCCAGGUUGCUAUUGCCAUGGCAACAGUGACAGUCCUCAGCUGCAGGUUCCCUAAGUGACUGGUUACUCUUUAACGUAUCCACCCACCUUGGGUGAUUAGAAGAAUCAAUAAGAUAACCAGGCGGUGGCAGCUGGCUGUACUCACUGCCUUCCCGGACUGGCUCCCGGUGGCCCCGCUGCUGCUCUGUGUGGGGCCCGGCUCCUCCAUGCCCCUGUGUCUCCAGCUGAGUGGGCUCCGCCAUGGUCAGUGUGAACGCGCCCCUUGGGGCUCCAGUGGAGAGUCCCUAUGACACAUCCCCAUCAGAAGGUGCUAACCUCAACGUGACCAACAGCCUGGGGGUCAGCGCCCUGUGUGCUAUCUGCGGGGACCGGGCCACAGGCAAACACUACGGCGCCUCAAGCUGUGAUGGCUGCAAGGGCUUCUUCCGGAGGAGCGUGAGGAAGAACCACAUGUACUCCUGCAGAUUUAGCCGACAGUGCGUGGUGGACAAAGACAAGAGGAACCAGUGCCGCUACUGCAGGCUCAAGAAGUGCUUCCGGGCUGGCAUGAAAAAGGAAGCCGUCCAAAAUGAACGGGACCGGAUCAGCACUCGCAGGUCAAGCUACGAAGACAGCAGCCUGCCCUCCAUCAAUGCCCUCCUGCAGGCUGAGGUCCUGUCCCAGCAGAUCACAUCUCCCGUCUCCGGGAUCAACGGAGACAUUCGGGCAAAAAAGAUCGCCAGCAUUGCAGACGUGUGUGAGUCCAUGAAGGAGCAGCUGCUGGUGCUGGUGGAGUGGGCCAAGUACAUCCCCGCUUUCUGUGAGCUCCCCUUGGAUGACCAGGUGGCCCUGCUCAGAGCCCAUGCUGGUGAGCACCUGCUGCUUGGGGCUACCAAGCGAUCCAUGGUGUUCAAGGAUGUUCUGCUUCUAGGCAAUGACUACAUCGUCCCUCGGCACUGCCCAGAGCUGGCAGAGAUGAACCGGGUGUCCAUGCGCAUCCUCGACGAGCUGGUGCUGCCCUUCCAGGAGCUGCAGAUCGAUGACAAUGAAUACGCCUGCCUCAAAGCCAUCAUAUUCUUUGACCCAGAUGCCAAGGGGCUGAGCGACCCGGGCAAGAUCAAGCGGCUGCGUUCGCAGGUGCAGGUGAGCCUGGAGGACUACAUCAACGACCGCCAGUACGACUCGCGCGGCCGCUUCGGCGAGCUGCUCCUGCUCCUGCCCACUCUGCAGAGCAUCACCUGGCAGAUGAUCGAGCAGAUCCAGUUCAUCAAGCUCUUCGGCAUGGCCAAGAUCGACAACCUGCUGCAGGAGAUGCUGCUCGGAGGUCCGUGCCCGGCACAGGAGGGGCUGAGAGGGUCCUCCAGUGAGGCAACUCAUGCCCAUCAUCCCCUGCACCCUCACCUGAUGCAGGAACACAUGGGCACCAACGUCAUUGUUGCCAACACGAUGCCUGCUCACCUCAGCAAUGGACAGAUGUGUGAGUGGCCCCGACCCAGGGCGCAGGCAGCCACCCCUGAGACUCCACAGCCCUCUCCGCCAGGUGGCUCAGGGUCUGAGCCCUACAAGCUCCUGCCGGGAGCAAUUGCCACAAUCGUCAAGCCCCCCUCCGCCAUCCCCCAGCCAACCAUCACCAAGCAGGAAGUCAUCUAGCAAGAUGCUGGGGGCCGGAGGCUCUGCUGGCCUCCUCGCCCCCCUCGGAGAGCCCCGGUGCUCCCUUGGUCACAGUGAAGGAAGUCGUGACCACAGGGCCAGUCUCAGAGCAGCAAUGGAAAGGACGAACGGCCCAGGAACUUGGGCUGCGGGCCAUGUCCCAUUGCUACCCUCCUCCCCCUGCUCUGGAUGGCGGGGCUUUGACGUGGGGAGACCCCAGCUGGAAAAUUCUCUGCUGCCUUGGACUUUUCUCCUACCAAAGCCACUUCACCCGUAUCUUCACCCCCAGAGGACAGCUGUUUGGGGAUGACAUGGGACCUUGCUUAAACAUAGCCCCCUCCCCUCUCCGACCAGUGCUUCUCUCCCAGUGCUGUCACAGAGUGCGGACGCAGAGCCCUUCGAGGCUGCAUCGGAUCGCAGCGCCUUACCCCUCCCUGUUCUGCUGCCCCAGCCUCACAGCUCCUCUCCAUGCACCUUCCUCAGCAUCCUGGUUCCUCCCAAGCCCCAUCUCCUGAGGCUGAGGAAGACUUGCACACAAUUCCCUGGCUAUUCCUGGAGAUUUCUAAAGCACUGGCUGGGGCCACCCACAGGGUAGGAGGCUGUAGAAAAGGAAGACACCAUCUUUCCUCUAACUCACGGCUCUUCCCUUCUUUGGGAGAUACUGAGUAGUUGCCAUCAGUACUCAGACCUAUGAUCCCUACACGCUUUCAGCAAUGAGGAAACAGCCCAAGCUGGGCAAGUGCAACAGGGACUUGGAGGGAGGGCUGGAGGGCCAGAAAGCAUCUGGAAAGGGAUGAUACUGCACGAGGCCAUUAAAGAGGGGUUGGAUUCUGGCUGGUGGAGCAGGUGAGCCGGGACAUUCCAGGGAGGGCAGACAGCCUGGACAAAGCCUAGAGGUCAGCAGAAGGGGAUGGGAGGGAGGCGAUGAAAAGACCAGGCUGUCUGGAGCAGUGUGAAAGCCUUGAAUGCCAGCCUGAGGCAUUGAGACUUGGGGACCUGAGUCACGAGUAGCUGAGGAGGGAUGUGCAGAGUAAACUGAGCUUUCAGAAGCUGAAGACAGCAUCCUAGAGGGACUGGAAGGUUGGGAGGGAGCAGGGAGCUCAGAUGGGAGCUGACGGUGCAGACCAGGUGUGAGUGAUGAGGCUUAGGGACGGAAAAGAUGGGGGAUGAGUCCUUAGGUCAGAGGGAUCCAGGGGAGAAUCAGCCCCAGUCUGUCCCAGACUUCCUUAUUCCCUGCACUGUCUGAGGCCUUGACAUGCAUCAUCUCCUUUCUCCCCCACCCCGUUACCCAGAGAUGGCCACAGAACAUGGAAUGGAGGUCUAAGAGGUGAAGUGGUUUUUCUGGAACUCACUCAGCUAGUAAGUGGCUGCAUCCGGCCUUGAUUCCAGUCUGCCUGGAUCAGAACUGAGCUCUUAACCACAGAGGCUGAUCACCUCUGAAAGGGCUCCUGUGUCCUCACUGUGAGCCAGGGGAGGGACUUCCUGCACCUUUCACCAGCUUCAGAAGCCAAUGGCUCACCCUUCCCCAGGGUCCUGCCCAUGCCCAAGACUAAGAUCAGCCUGAGGCUGCACUCCAGCCCCCUUAGGGUCCAGAUCCUGUUAGUGAUAAACAAGGAACAUCCGUAGUUCUUGGAUCCCUUUUCUUUACUCCCCAAGUCUGGGGCAGGGGUUUGGUUCGUGGAAUCUGGGAGUGGGAUGGUUUGGAGGGGGAGCAGGGAACAGGUAAGAAGGCCUGGGUUUGAAACUUGAAAUGCAUUUUGGAAACAUUAAAUCCCAGGUGGGAACAGCCAGUACCUCAUCCAUGUAGAAUCUCAGUGGCUUUGGGGAAAUUGCAGAAAGUGCAACUCAUCAGUGGAAAUAAAAGAGACGUGCCCUGUGGCUAGAGCUGUGCUUACGUGGGAGAGUGAACACACAGUUAGGCUGGCUCCCUAACCCCACCGAGGGCUGAUUCUUUGGAGUGCAUGGGGGCUGUACUCCACCGCCUCCAAUUGUGCCAUUAGUCGUAGCUCCUGUUUGUGAACAAGGCAUGUAAGUCCUGGGGGAGUACGUCCAAGAGAAAUCUCUGCAUCUCCAGCGCUGUCAGGAGGGCCUUGCCCACUCCCCCAAGCCAAGUGCUCAGUCCCACUAGAGACUGUCCCCCGCUCAGAGUUCUCAAGCCUUCCUCAGCCACCCCUCACUCUAUAUCCCUAGACAUCCCAGCCAGGGGGCUCAGACUACUCUGGGCAAGGUUGGAGAGCUGGAAUUGUUGGCCACUGUGGUCAUCCCACUCUUUGCUCCUCCACCCCCUUAACCUGUAUCACUCAGCCUCUACCAUGGGAACAAGCUGAGAUAGGAAUUUGCAAAGGGUGGAGUGGGGUAACUGGCUUUUAACAGCAGCAGUCCUCUGGGCCAGGGGUCAGUCCUUGUCUCCAAAUUAACCCACCCUGGAGGAGAAAUCCAUUCUGCUUUAGUAGUUUUAUUGCAAUACAGGAAACACAAAACAAAGAGAAGUUUACUUUUCUGAUCCUGAACCGAACACACUGCAGUGGAGAUUCUUUUUUUUUUUUUGCUACCUGAGUUGUGGUCCUAAAACAUAAUGUCUGAACGAUGGAGAAGGAGUUUGGAGGGCAAGUACGGACCUGUGAUUCCGCCAUGUAGACAGCCCCUUUGCUAGGCAGCCAGCUCUUAGAAGCCUUCAGAGCCCACUGGCUCUCCAGAGGGUGGACAGAGGAGAGAAGAGGGUCAGACAUGGGUGCUCCUAGAUUUUUUUGUGAUGACCAAGCCAAUUGCCUUUACCAAAUUGCUUUGUGAUUUCCCCCUAUUGGGAUGAACUGUGAAAUUAACAUCAGGCAGUUCUGGAAGUAAGCUGUGUCCCAUCGGGCCACCAGCAUCUUCCCAUGGGUGUGAGUCCAUCAGGUCCUGUGCCGACCCCUGAACCCCCAUCACUGCCACCCAGUGGGGCAAAGAAGCAAAAAACAUUUCUUACUCUUGUGUGUUUUAACAAAAGUUUAUAAAACAAAAUAAAUGGCACAUAUGUUUUCUAA